AUGGCUGCAGACCUCCCAGAUUUUAUGACUGACCCCAAUGCUGUGCUCAAGGACACCGAGCAUGAAUGGCGUUAUAAGCGUGUUCCCGAUUACAAAAAGGUGAAUGAAGCUUAUGAAAAAGAAAAAUCCGUUGAACAUGAAGAGGGUUCAUUGUCAUGGCUCGUAUCCAAUCUUGUCAAGAAUUGGGAAAAGGAAAUGUCCUACAAGUUGCGUGCCGACCAGAUCCGUACUAUCAACCAAGAAAAGUAUCGUUUCAGUGUCAAUGGCGGUGAAUGGCAUACGGUGGAUGAGAUGCUUGAGAUCGGCACUUACAAUGCCCUCAUUGGUGAUACCGAAUUGUACAAGGCCAGCGAAGCCGAUUUCAGUGAGUCGCACAAGCUCUUUAAGCGCGCCUUGCGUACCUUUUCUUGGGAAGUCCUUGAAGUUUAUAGUGGUCCACCCACUGUGGCCUUCAAAUGGCGCCACUGGGGUACGAUGGUAGGUGAUUUGUCUGUGAACCUUGGCAAUGGUGAAAAGUUGGAAGCUACCGCCACCAACGAGGUGGUUGAAACAUUUGGCGUUACCGUGGCCAAGGUCAAUGAAAAGUUUGAGAUUGAAUCGCUUGAAACCUUUUAUGACCCCUCUCAAUUGAUGCGUCAAAUGGCAAAGAACCGCAAGGACAAUGGCAACAAUGAUGCCACCUCGGGUGCUCCCAAAUGCCCCUUUGCUCCCAAAUAA
Lichtheimia ornata is the source of this 717-nucleotide messenger RNA. RefSeq lists its product as uncharacterized. The record is from RefSeq and is a predicted model, not a curated record. The transcript is spliced from 6 exons. Bases 1 to 717 code for a protein of 238 amino acids. Lineage: Eukaryota; Fungi; Mucoromycota; Mucoromycetes; Mucorales; Lichtheimiaceae.